AUGUCUGACCCUACUCCACCGAAGCCGCAAAAGGCAAAAGCCACUACCCCCAGUAAAGGAGGUCGUGACCGACGGAAUGAACCUAUAGAAGUUCGCAACUCCAAAACGCUGUCGUACAUCCUCCGUCAUGGUGCGGCCAAGGAACAACUUACCCUCCGGUCGGACGGCCUUACCGUGGGUCUACCAUAUUGCCAGUUGGCACGUCCAAAACUGAAGGAGCUCGACCUGUCUGGACUUCUCAAGAUCGUAGCCUCUGAUCAAAAACAACGGUAUCAACUUGGAGUGGAGAACGAGUCCGAUGGUCCGAAGGCUCCGAUUCUACCUAUCACACCCGCACAGGCGCCAGACUCGGCAAAUUUGCUGUGGAUCAGGGCUAAUCAAGGUCAUACGCUCAAGGUUGAUGAGCUCGAGACGAAGCCCAUUACCGACUCCUCUGAGGUGCCCUGCGCGGUUCAUGGAACAAACCUUAAGGCCUGGGAGAGCAUAAAGAAGCAGGGGCUUAGUCGCAUGCGCCGAAACCACAUUCACCUUGCGAGUGGUCGGCCAGGGGCCUCUGGUGUUAUAAGCGGGAUGCGUAACUCCUCACAAAUCCUGAUAUUCGUCAAUGUGGCAGCUGCGAUGGCUGCUGGUGUCCUAUUUAGUUUGUCCGCAAAUGGAGUCAUACUAACUGCCGGGGAUAGUAAUGGCUUUCUGCCUCCGGCGUACUUUAGCUCGGUAGAGCGAAAAAACGAAGACGGAUGGGAGGAAAUCCCCUUCGAUGGGGGAAACGUCGCUGGCUCUCAAGGGCAAGGCAUGGUAUGA
Molecule: messenger RNA, 801 nt
Organism: Rhizoctonia solani
Lineage: Eukaryota; Fungi; Basidiomycota; Agaricomycetes; Cantharellales; Ceratobasidiaceae
Product: RNA 2'-phosphotransferase, Tpt1/KptA family protein
Exons: 5
Coding region: 1-801 (266 amino acids)
Biological process (GO): tRNA splicing, via endonucleolytic cleavage and ligation
Molecular function (GO): tRNA 2'-phosphotransferase activity
Source: RefSeq, a predicted model, not a curated record